Molecule: messenger RNA, 231 nt
Organism: Parastagonospora nodorum SN15
Lineage: Eukaryota; Fungi; Ascomycota; Dothideomycetes; Pleosporales; Phaeosphaeriaceae
Exons: 2
Coding region: 1-231 (76 amino acids)
Source: RefSeq, a predicted model, not a curated record
AUGCCAACGGGCCUGUCUUUAGCGUCUGUACCACCUCCGCUGCAACUCGUCUUUUCGUCCCAAUUGAUCAACACCUUGAUCUCACUGCAUGUCAUUGUAUCCCCUAGUCUGCGUUAUGACGACGGCGAGGUGCACUGUGGCCACGCUGUGUGCCGUCAGGACAUGUUCGGCUCUACUUUCUAUCGCCAAAUGCACAAUGUCUGGGCGAGAGGCCACUAUCGUAAAACAUAA